CCUGCUAAUGUUACCAUGGAAUGUUCAUAAUAAGUUUUAAAGUUUUGACAAAUAAACACGAAAAAAAGUUUUAAAAUUUAUGAAAUGAAGUAAUGGCAAUGAACCAACUUCAAAACCUACUUCAUGACUCGCUUAUAGCGACGGGACAUGUUGAAAAUUGUGCUUUAAUUCGUCGAAACGAUGCAUCUGUCCGGGCCAGUUCUGUUGGAUUUGUUCUAACAUCGACAGAAGUAAAUGCAUUUUUAGACGCGUUCAAAUCACCCUCUGAGACGAGGGAACGAGGCGUUAAAAUCGGUGAAGACACAUUUGUUUGCUACCGUGCUGAUAAAUUUUCAAUCUAUGCCAAACAGGAAUCAAAAGGCGUAAUUCUUGUACGAACAUCAACACUGAUUUUGAUUGCUACUUAUACUCAAGAAAUGUAUCCAAGUGUAUGUGUUGAAGCUGUAGAAAAACUUGCUGAUUAUUUCCGUGAAAAAGGAAAAUAGUAAAUUCAGGUGAUGGUAUUAUUGUUGCUGUUGGAGUUUCAGUGGCUAAAAUAAUAUUUAAAACAUUAAGAAAUCCACAUAAAGGUGCAGCAUUCUUUAAUUUGCAAGAAUUUACAGUGUUUAAACUCAUCAACAAGUCAAUAUCCUAAAUGUUUGUACAUAAAGUAUUACUAUUAGUUUUUAGUCAACAAGUGUAAGAAAUUGUGCAUAAUAUGUGUCUUCAUUGGUCUGUUACAAUAGUCAUAUAGAGAGCAUUUUUGCAUUUAGUUUGAUUAAUUAUUAAUGUUUCUACUUAAAGCAACCUGCACAAAGUCAUAUUCUAUUGAAUAUCACAGUGUGUAUUUUUUCAAGACACAGUUCUCAACUACCACAAGAACAAUCAAAACCACCAAUAACUAAAAACAUUCUAAACCACGAUCAACCAAUCAAUCAAUCAAUUUCGAACAAAUAUUUCGAACAUUCGAAAG
Messenger RNA from Dendronephthya gigantea, 952 nucleotides. RefSeq names its product profilin-4-like. Gene Ontology annotation, cellular component: cell cortex. The transcript has 5 exons. The coding region runs from base 93 to 485 and encodes 130 amino acids. NCBI's taxonomy places the organism in Eukaryota, Metazoa, Cnidaria, Anthozoa, Malacalcyonacea, Nephtheidae. Gene Ontology annotation, molecular function: actin monomer binding. The record is from RefSeq and is a predicted model, not a curated record.